Didymodactylos carnosus is the source of this 738-nucleotide messenger RNA. The record is from the annotation of a GenBank genome assembly. NCBI's taxonomy places the organism in Eukaryota, Metazoa, Rotifera, Eurotatoria, Philodinida, Philodinidae.
CCGUAUUAUGACAUUUAACACAUAAUGUUAGAUAACUAAAUUCUUCUGUUUUUCUAUAAUUAUUUAUGAUUCCAAACCGUGUGAUGUUGUGUCGGGCUGGUAAUAAAUAAAACAGUGAUGAUAUCAAAUGUAAAUAUGCCUAAAAACCAAAUUACACUUAAGUUUCUAAUAGCAGCAUAAGCAUCUAUGAUUGGUACUCUUCCGUCCCGAUAUAAUAAACGAAAUAAUUAUUACCACCACUCGAUGGUGUCAAAUAUAGAAAGCAGGAAAACAUUCGAUAACCGAGACGGUACCGUACCAUACCUUUUGGCACUUUUUAAAUGAGUACCGACAUUGACGUGCAGAUAAGUUCUAGUCAGUAAGUCUGUGACACAUUGUGAUUAAAAACCUAAAAUGUAUGUUUUAAAGCGUCGUACAAUAUUAUCAUCAACCACAUUUAUAAUCACAAUAGCAUUAUCCAACGAUGAUAAAUUAUUCAUAAAGCAUAGAUGGAAGAAUGUUGAUUUUUUGGUUCAAAUGGUGAAAAAUAUGAUUCAUCAAUAUUUUAUUCUUGAAUUAAAUGAAAAUAAAAAUCAAAGUAAACUAAUUUUGGAUGAUGCAUUUUUUGAACAAUUCAAUUCAUUAUGUUCUAUUCAUAUAAUAAAUGUUAAAAUUGAACGUUUAACAUGGAAUAAUCGAUAUUCACAUUAUUUAAAUGAUUUAUGUUUUAUACGUUUGAUAAACAAUAAUUUACAUUAG